Messenger RNA from Anolis carolinensis (green anole), 20560 nucleotides. RefSeq names its product piccolo presynaptic cytomatrix protein (gene pclo). Lineage: Eukaryota; Metazoa; Chordata; Lepidosauria; Squamata; Anolidae. The record is from RefSeq and is a predicted model, not a curated record. Gene Ontology annotation, cellular component: cytoskeleton of presynaptic active zone; glutamatergic synapse; GABA-ergic synapse. The transcript has 26 exons. Bases 219 to 15896 code for a protein of 5225 amino acids. Gene Ontology annotation, biological process: protein localization to synapse; presynaptic active zone assembly. Gene Ontology annotation, molecular function: metal ion binding; protein binding; structural constituent of presynaptic active zone.
CAUGCGCUCUGGAGGCAAAGGCGGGGGCGCGCAGGGGUCCUUUUCCUCGCCUGCCUCUGGAGCAGCAGGAGCGGCAAGAGCGGCGGCGGCGGGGUUACCUUCCCAGCCAUGGAGGAGAAAGAGGACUAGCAGCAGCCCAUCGCCUCCAGGAGAAGCAGGGAGAAGGGAAACCCUGAGAAGGAGGACUCACUCGCCAGCAGGAAGCCUAUUUGGCAGCCAUGGGCAACGAGGCCAGCCUGGAAGGAGGCGAAGGGCUGCCCGAAGGUGUGGCGGCGGCGGCGGAGGGGGCCCCGUCUUCGAUCCCGGGCGGCGUGGAGGCGGAUCUGAGCCAGCUGAGCGAAGAGGAGCGGAGGCAGAUCGCCGCUGUCAUGUCAAGGGCGCAGCAGGGGCAGCCCAAAGGGAACCUCGCAGCCCAGCCGCCUCCUCCUCCUUCUCCAAGACAUGCUCAGCUUGAUAGCAGCCAUCACCCUAGACAACCAGGCAAGCCUCCAGAUCCUGGGACACCCACUCUAAGCAAAAGCAGAACAGUUGAUACAUUGAAAACAGAGCAGCGAGUGCCUGGAAGAAGCCCAUCUACCACAAGUUUGAGGCAGUCGAAAUCAAGGACUGAUUUUAAAGAAGACCAGAAGCCAAGUAUGAUGCCCAGUUUCCUCUCAGAUGCCAAUCCAUUUGGCGCAGUCACCUCUGUUGUUAACAAAUUCAACCCUUUUGAUUUGAUAUCUGACUCGGAUACAGCCCAGGAAGAAGCUUCCAAAAAACAAAAAGAACAGGAUAAACCUGGGCAACAAAAAGUACCCAGCAAGUCACCAGCACAACCACAGUCUCCUAAGCCAACAGGUCCACAACAAGGGGCUGUCAAACCAUCACCACAGAAAACAGGACCUCCCAAACAAGUGGGGCAGCAACAGCAGCAGCAACAACAACAACCACCACCACAACAACAAAAACAACAACAGCAAUCUGGGGUGCCAAAGCAAGCUCAGAAACCAGGGCCUGCCCAACCAUCAGGCCCACAGUCUGAACAAGCAAAAAAACAGCAAGGCCCGCCACCCAAAACCCAACAACCAGAGUCUACAAAACCUAUUCAGCAGCAGAGUCCUGCAAAACCUUUACCACAGCAACCAGAAGCAGCAAAAGCAUCACCGCAGCAACAACAUGCUGGUAAAACAUCAGCACAGGUACCUGCUUCUACAAAACCUACUGUUGCCCAGCAAGGAACCCCAAUGGGCAAACAGCAAAUUCAGCAGGCUAGUGGGCCUGCAAAGGCUGCCGCACAGUCAACAGGUCCUAGUAAACAACUGCCACAACAGCAAGGAGGACCUGCAAAGCCGGGCCCCCAGCAAGCAGGACCCGCAAAGCAACAAUUACAGCAGCCUGGAGACCCUGCAAAGGCCCCAGAUCAGCAGGCUGGGCAUACAAAGCAGCAGGUGGAACCUGCAAAGCCUGUUGGACAGAAGCUUGGACCUGCUCAGCAACAGCCUGUGGCUCCAUCUCCAAAGGGAUCUCAGCCUGAAGGAUCAGCCCCAAAGAAAACCUUUUGCCCACUUUGCACUACCACUGAACUCCUGUUGCACACUCCUGAAAAAGCCAAUUACAAUACAUGCACACAGUGUCAAACUGUAGUAUGCAGCCUCUGUGGGUUCAAUCCUAAUCCACACAUAACAGAGAUUCAAGAAUGGCUUUGUUUGAACUGCCAGAUGCAAAGAGCCUUAGGUGGUGACUUAGGUCCACCUCCUGGCCCUGGACCACAGUCCUCUCCAUCCAAACAAAAGACAGCUGCUCCAAUCACAGCAACCAAACCACCUUCCCAGGCACAACCACUUGCACCAAAAAAAGAGGUUCCUGUAAAGCCUGAUGCUGCCCAACCCCCUGAACACAAAAAGCCACUUCCACAAACAAAACAGCCAACCAUACCUAGUUCUACACCUGAAAAAACAAAGCCUCCUGAAACUCAGCCAAUAGAAUCUACACCCAAAUCUGAUCAGAUCAAGACAGCUUUGGAUGAAAUUAAACAAAAGCUACCUAGUAUUCAGAAACCUACAAGUGAUGCCGUUCCCCCACCUUCAGAAUUGGAUACCAAAUCUGCAGUUGCCCAAGAAAAAGUGGUGCAAUCUCAGAGACAAGAUAUGGCUGUGUCAUCUCAAGAGAAAACUGUUCCUUCAGAUACCAAAAUCUCACCUCAAGUGUCUCGGCAGAAGUCUGAUCCCAAGCUUGUUUCUCAGCCUGGAUCUGGAAUAGAUGCUAAAGUUCAAAAGCAAACUGAGCCAGUGGAAGGAAAAGAAGAUCUUAAGAAAAUGCAGCCACCAAUGAGUCCUAAAACAGGGGCCAGGCAGGCACCAAAAGCACAAGCCACUGUAGGUCCUAAAUCCACCCAGUCUCAGCCACCAGCUCAGCCCCAGCAACCUCAUAAAGCACCAGAGCAGUCAAGAUUUAGUCUCAAUAUAGGAGGUUUCACUGAUUCUCCUAAACCACAGCCUACCACUCCUCAAGAAAGAGUGACUGGGAAACUAUUUGGAUUUGGAGCUUCCAUUUUUAAUCAGGCUUCCAAUUUAAUCUCCACAUCAGGGCAGCCAGGAUCUCAAUCACAGGGCCCCCCAACUGGAUCCCCCUCAAAGCAACCACCUCCUCCAACACAGUCCCCUGCAUCACAGAAAGAUACUCAUCAAGUUCAACCACCUGUCAAAGCCACACCAGUGAAGAAAGAAACAAAACCUCCUGUGUCAGAAAAAACAGAGCCACCCAAAGCUUCUGUUAAAGGGACAGACCCUGAGAAGAAAGUUGUGCCUGCCAAAGACACCAAGCCUCCGGUUGUUGAAACUAAGAAAAGUGCUGAUCCACCAAAAACGAUUCAACCUCCAUUGCCAACAUUAGCUUGCCCUCUGUGUAAAACUGAAUUAAAUGUUGGUUCUAAAGAUCCUCCCAACUACAACACAUGUACAGAAUGUAAGAAAGUAGUAUGCAACCUCUGUGGAUUUAACCCAAUGCCGCACAUAACAGAGGUACAAGAAUGGCUGUGUUUAAACUGCCAAACACAAAGAGCGUUAUCUGGACAACUUGGGGAUUUGGACAAAAUGACACCUCCAGUACUUUCAAAACCAUCUCCCAAACCAUCGGCUGCUCCUCAAAGCCAGAUUAAAUCUGCUGAAUCACCUCAACAACAAAAGGUUUCAGCAAGACCUGCUCAGAUGGAUAAAAGAGGUCCAGAUUUUCAGAAAGAAGAAAAGACAGUUUCUGCUGAGAAAAUCCAAGAAAGCGCUCAAAAAGUACAUAUAAAGCCUCAACAGGAAAAACUGGCUAAAACAGUAUCAGCUGAUAAAAUUGUUCAUGGUAUUUCAGGAGAAGAUUCGGAUAUCCAGACAGCGAAAAUAGCCAGGUCACCAUCCGCUGAUCAAGUUCCAAAGGAAGAACCAAAACUGAUCACAAAAUCAUCUCCUGAUAAGCUUUUGGAAGACAUUCAAAAGAAAGAGCCAAAGGAUUUUGGAAAGGUGUCAGAUAACAUUCAAAUUCAAAAGGGAGAUCCAAAGGUCCAGCAGAUCAAACUGGGAAAAACACCCUCUGCUGAUCAGAUUCGGAAGGAGGAUCCAAAGAUCGAGCAAGGCAAACUGAUCAAAACAACCUCUGUUGAUCAGAUGCGAAAGGAGGAUCCAAAGAUCCAGCAGGCAAAACUAGCAAAAACACCAUCUGCUGAUCAGAUUCAGAAGGAGGACUCAAAGUUUCAGCAGGGUAAAUUGACAAAAAUAUCAUCUGCUGAUAAGCUCCAACAUGAAGUCCAAAAGGGUGAUCCGAAAGUUCGGCAAGAAAAACUGACAAAAGUGCCUUCAGACAGUGAAAUUAAGAAGGUUGCUCCAAAAUUUCAGCAAGCAAAACUUGCCAAAAUACCAUCUGCUGAUCAUAUUCAGAAGGGAGACUCCAAACUGUAUGAGACAAAAAUAGUGAAGACAGCCUCCGCUGAUCAGCUUCCAAAAGACACUAAACUUCAGGAAGUAAAACUAGCCAAGAUACCUAUGGACGAUUCACUUUCUUCAAAGGCAAUGAGUGAUCAGGCACAACUAAUAAAAAGAGAAGAGGAUGACACCAAAUUUUCACAUUCACUAGAGUCACUUCAUUUGUCUGAAAGCAAGCCUAAAGUAGCACAAUUUACUGGAGAUAAAGCAGAACCCAAAGGGCUCACAGAAACAAGAAGGCAGGAAGAAAUUAAAAGAGAAGAUUUAAUUAUCGGUAUUCCAGAAACCAUUUCCAAAGAUCAGAAAUACCCCAAAGAAGAAAUUUCUUCUCCAACAGUACCAUUACCAAAGCCAGAUCAUGUGGAAGCAAUAAGAGAAAAGGCAGAGAAAGAAGAUGACAAAUCAGACACAUCCAGUUCACAGCAGCAAAAAAGUCCACAAGGCCUCAGUGACACUGGGUAUUCAUCUGAUGGGAUCUCAGGUUCACUUGGUGAAAUUCCCAGUCUUAUCCAAAGUGAGGAAAAGGAGAUGCUGAAAGAAUCUUAUAAAAAAGAGGCUCUUUCACAGGAAAGUAGCCCAACUAGUCCUUCAGAUCUUGCAAAGCUAGAAAGCACUGUCUUGUCAAUUUUAGAAGCUCAAGCAAGUACCCUUGUUGAACAGAAGUCUGGAAAGACCAAAGGCAGUUACAGUGUUUACAGUGAGCCUUCAAGAGACCCACACAAAACAAAAACACAACUUGUUAUAUCAGAACCCCACAGUGUUGUUGAGGAAGAUUUUGCAAAGCAGAAUCUUCAAGGAAAAGAUAGAGGACCUCCUGAAGAAGGAAGCAAACUCCAGAAGGGAUACAAAGAGAAGGCCGACCCAACAGAAGAUACACCAACAAGAAGACAACACUAUGACUCUGUAGAAGAUAGCAGUGAAAGUGAGAAUUCACCUGUCCCACGGAGAAAGAGGAGGACUAGUGUUGGUUCUUCAAGCAGUGAUGACUAUAAACCAGAAGACAGCCCAGGUUCAGGUGAUGAAGAAGAGUUCAUUCGCAAGCAAAUCAUGGUGAUGAGUGCUGAUGAAGAUGCUUCUGGGUCUGAAGAUGAUGAAUUCAUCAGGAAUCAGCUCAAAGAAAUCAGUACAAAUGAAAGUCAAAAGAAGGAAGAAGUGAAGAGUAAGAAAGUGACUCCUGGGAAGCAUAAAAGGAUGACACGCAAAAGCAGUACAGGUUAUGAAGAAGAUGCUAGCAGGCGACAUUCCUGGCAUGAUGAUGAUGAUGAGACCUUUGAUGAAAGUCCAGAACCAAAAUACAGGGAAACAAAAAGUCAAGAUAGUGAAGAAAUGAGUGCAACAGGAGGAGGUGGCCUUCGUCGUUUUAAAACAAUAGACCUCAACAGCACCAUAACAAAUAAAUAUUCCGAGGAAUCAGAACAACCAAAGAGAAGUCUGUAUUUUGAUGAAGAACCAGAGUUAGAGAUGGAAAGUCUUACAGAUUCACCAGAAGACAGGUCAAGGGGGGAGGGAUCUUCUAGUCUGCAUGCCUCCAGUUUCACCCCAGGAACAUCUCCCACAUCUGUGUCAUCUCUUGAUGAAGACAGUGACAGCAGCCCUAGUCACAAAAAAAUGAGUGGAGAAAGUAAACAGCAACGUAAAGCCAGGCAUCGAACUCAUGGUCCUCUUCUUCCCACAAUUGAAGAUUCCUCAGAAGAAGAGGAACUUAGGGAGGAGGAAGAGUUGCUAAAAGAGCAAGAGAAACAACGUGAACUAGAGCAGCAACAGCAGCAGCAGCAACAACAACAACAGCAACAACAACAACAGCAACAACAAAGGAAAAGCUCAAGUAAAAAAUCUAAAAAAGACAAAGAUGAGCUCAGAGCGCAGAGGAGACGAGAGCGGCCAAAAACACCACCAAGUAAUCUUUCACCCAUUGAAGAUGCUUCCCCAACAGAAGAACUGCGCCAAGCAGCAGAAAUGGAAGAACUACAUCGAUCUUCCUGUUCCGAAUAUUCACCAAGUAUUGAAUCAGACCCUGAAACAUUUGAAAUCAGUCCAGAAAAAAUAAUCGAAGUUCAGAAAGUUUACAAAUUGCCUACAGCUGUGUCUUUAUAUUCUCCUACAGAAGAUCAGCCUAUUGGAAUUUUCAAAGAAGAGAGCAGUCAAAAGAUUUUAAAAAGUGCUGAAGAGGUAUAUGAAGAAAUCCUGCAAACAUCCAACAAAGCCAAGGCCUUUCCAGAUGCAUGUGAAAAAGAUGAUGUGUUUGAAAAAGAGCCUUUAUAUGGUGGCAUGCUAAUAGAGGACUAUAUUUAUGAAUCUUUAGUAGAAGAUGCUUACAGUGGGACUAUGGAGGCAAGCCUCAUGACAAGACAAGAGGAGAGUGAUGAACUGAGUCAACAGAAAGACAAAGAGAAAAGAAUAAAGCCUCUAGAUCAAAUAUAUGGAGAGCCUAUGCAAAAAUCUACUGAUGUACAAAGAGAUUAUUAUAUAAUAGACCCUUUGUGUUCAGUUAUGCCACAAGAAGACAUUGUGUCUAGUUCUUACAUCAUGCCAGAAAGUCAUGAAAUAAUUGUAUUGGACAGUGUGGCACCAUCUUCAAGUGAUGGAAGGCCAUUGUUAGAUGCAGAUGCUGCUUAUGAGGAGCUUAUGAAACGCCAAAGAACGCAGUUGACCCCAGGUUUGAGUCCAACCCAGUCAUCUCCUAAAUCAGUGUCUGUAUCAGCUACAAAGGCUAGUACAUCUGGACAAGCAACAGCUUCAAUGGUUUCAGACAUAUCUUCAGGGAGUUCUGUAGUGCUUCCCAUUCCAGAUGUUAAAAUUACUCAACACUUUACAACUGAGGAAAUUGAAGAUGAGUAUCUCACAGAUUACGCCCGGGAAAUUGAAGAAAUAAUUUCUCAGGAGACAACCAUGUUGACUUAUUCAGAGGCCUCAGAAAGUGCCACAUCUGUUUUACCAUCAGAUACAUCUUCCCUUACAUCAUCUACAUCUUCAGUGUACACCACUGGUAGCUCUUCACCUGUAGGUGGACCAGAUGGCAUAACUCCAGGCUAUAUAGAAACAGUGGAUACGAUUAGCAAAUUAUCAGAUUCAGAAGGGACAAGUUCAGUGACAAUGAGUCCCACAAGUUCCACAAAGGAGAGUAUUGAACCCCACAAGGAAGCAAUUAUAGCUGAAAAUGUAACCCACAUAGAUCAGACUGCAGUUUCUCUAUCAGAAACUGACUCCUUUGUAUCAGCAUAUAAGUCCCAGUCCUUUGUCCCUGCAGCUUUGGACACUUUCCAAUCAGAAUAUGGCAAACCCAGAAAAGAUGUGGCAAAGUCUGAUGCUGUGAAGGAAGAUUACAAAAACGAACAAGGAAGAGCUGCUAUCAGCAUGACAGGAACAGAUAUCAUUUCUGACCAAAGAUUUACAUACACAGCUCCAGUGACAGCACCUUCUAUUGUAUCUGUUUUGCCACCUGCAGUUUCUCCACUUCCUGUUACAUCUAAAACAUUCUCAUUUUCCCAAAGCUCUCUCUAUUCUCCUGCUCAGCCAUCUCAACCUUCUACUCAGGCAGCUCCACCUCCCGCUCCUGCUCAGCCAUCUAUACCACCACCACUUCUACCACCUCCCCCACCUCCUCCCCCACCACCACCGCCCCCACCUCCACCGCCCCCGCCUAUUUUACCUAAACCAGCUAUUUAUCCUAAAAAGAAACCACUGACCAUGGCUACAGUAACAGCAGCUCCCACCCAGGUGACAUCUGUCAGCAGUGUCAGAUUAGUGGACACAUCUGCUAUUAAGAUCAGUGAGUUACCCAUCACCAAAAUAUACACAUCAGCACCUCCUCCUGUCCCACCCAAACCAGCUUCAAUACCAGCAGGACUUGUGUUCACUCACAGACCUAGUGAAGUCAUAAAACCUCCUAUUGCUCCCAAACCAACAAUUCCUCAGUUACCGACAACUGUUUAUAAACCAACAGAAACAAAGCCAAAACCAGCUGGUUUGGCUUUAACCAGCAGUAUGACUUUGAACUUGGUUUCCCCUGUUGAGUACAAGUUGCCAUCCCCUACAUCCCCCUUAUCUCCACAUUCUAAUAAAUCUUCCCCAAGAUUAUCCAAAUCCUCUCAGGAAACGUAUGUUGUUAUCACAUUGCCCUCUGAACCUGGAACGCCAACAGAAUCCAUUACCAGCCAGGCCAUUACCAGUUGGCCUUCAGAAUCACCCCACAAAGAACAAGCUCUACCAACUGCACAUUCAUUAUUCACUCCAUCUAUGAGUACCCUGCAGACACAAAGCAUAACUGAUCAAGGCAAGUAUGUUCCAGGUGUCUCACAUACUGUUUCUUCUGUUCCUUUUAGUGCACAUUCAGUUUUUGAGAUUGUGCCUCGUUCAGCAACAGAGUUAAUAACGACAGAGGUUGGCAGGAGUACUGUGUCUUUAAUCAAAAAUGGUGGCUCAGGUAGUGUUUCUAUUACUAUACCCCCAGAACCCACUCAUAUAAUAGAGCCACCCAGAUAUAGAGAGAAUGGAAGAUUUCAUGUCUUUGGUGAUGUUAUUGAUCUUCGUACCUUGACUAAAAUGGACAUUGAAAGGACAGACAGCUGUGUGGACUUAUCUGCAGAUGUGAGAAGGCAAACUAUGGCAAGUGACACUUCUGGGAGGACAGUAAGUACUGUUCAGCCAGCUAUCAUAAAUCUUAGCAUUGCACCAACAGGUGAUUCCUCUUUAUCCCCAGUCCCUGGAACAAUUACAAUAGUGACUUGCACGGCUACAUUAAGUUAUAGUACAAGCACAGAAAGUCUUGUAGAUAUAGGGCAUGCAAUGACAACACCACUGCAACUAACAACACUGAAACAUUUUGAACCAGGAAGUAGAGUAACAAGUAGUAAGGCACUUUCUCCAGACAGAGAUGAAGUGCCAAUAAAUCUGUCCCGUGGUAUUCCAGCACAUGCAGUUACAUGGGCCACUACAAAGCCCAUUACUGUACCUCCUGUAAGUGUAACCAAUGGUUGGAUUGAUGCUUCCGCUGCUCUAGAACCAAUGGAAAGUGGAGUAGUUGAUCUCAGCACCACAAAAUCCCAUAGAACUAUGGUGACCAUGGAUGAAAUGACUCCAGGAAUUGUUACCACUGUAAUAGAAGAUGAUGAAAAACCUGUGGACUUGACUGCAGGGAGAAGGGCUGUUUGUUGUGAUGUGAUUUACAAAUUGCCAUUUGGCAAGAGCUGUACAGCUCAAGCACCAGCAACAACACUGCCUGAAGAUCGUUUUGGUUACAGAGAUGAUCACUAUCAAUAUGGCCGUUCAGGGUCCUAUGGUUAUAGAGGAAUUGGGGGAAUGAAACCUUCUAUGUCAGAUACAAACUUAUCAGAAGCUGGACUUUUUUUGUACAAAAGCAAGAACACAUUUGAGUACCAAGCAACUGGAGCAACUGAUGUAGCAGUAGACUUAACCUCUGGCAAAGUAACGACAGGUGAAAUUGUUGAUUACUCAAGCAAGAUCACUGGUCCUUACCCAGAGACUCGACAAGUGAUUUCUAGCAUUGGGAUCAGUGCACCUCAAUAUUCCCAAGCAAGAAUGGUCUCAUCCAUAAGCUCCCCUUAUGGUAUUGGGAGUGUUCUGAGAUCAUCAAAUGGAGUUGUUUAUUCAUCAGUUGCAACUCCAGUCCCAUCUACAUAUGCCAUCACCACACAGCCAGGUUCUAUUUUCAGUACUUCAGUUAGAGACUUGUCUGCUUUUCAUACAGUUGACACAAUAUCCUCAUUAUCAAACUUGCAACAGAGCCAAGCCCUUCCAAGAUCAUACAAUUUCUUGACAACGGCAGCCACUGAAAAGGAUAGUUCAAUUACUACUAUUGACAUUGACCCAGGACUGCAACCCCUUCCUUUAGAAGUGAUUACCACUGAACCAACCAACUUGAUGCCUGUUUUCACAACAGCUUCUGAGCCCUUUGUAGAUGUAAUUGAUGAUGAAGCUACACUCCUUAUUGCUCCUGAAGAAGGCAAACAGCAACAUCUUGAUUUAGAACGUGAGCUUCUAGAACUUGAGAAAUUGAAGCAGCAACGCUAUGCCGAGGAGCUAGAGUGGGAACGUCAAGAAAUACAACGAUUCAGGGAACAAGAACAGUUUAUGGUGCAAAAAAAGCUGGAGGAGUUGCAUUCUAUGAAACAUCACCUCUUAUAUCAGCAAGAAGAAGAGAGGCAAGCUCAGUUCAUGAUGAGGCAGGAAACAUUAGCUCAACAACAGCUGCACAUUGAACAAAUUCAGCAGCUCCAACAGCAACUCCACCAGCACUUGGAAGAGCAAAAAAUCCACCAGAUUUAUCAAUAUAAUUAUGACCCUUCAGGAGCUGUGUCCCCACAAACAACCACAGAUCAAGUCAUUCUUGAAGGACAGUAUGCUGCUGCCAACAACCAGUUCUGGACUGGUGAUGAAGUUGCCACCACUUCUGCUGCCUUAGGGAUUGAAAUUCCAGAGAGCCAAGCCUGGUAUAGUGUUCAAUCAGAUGGUGUCACACAAUACAUAUCCAGGCCUGGCAUCCUAAGUUCUGUUUCAGAUAUGUCUCUUAAAGACAUUGAUGCAAGAGAGGAAAAGCAGCUGAAAAAGAGGAGUUCCAUGCCAAAGCUGCGAGGCCCAUAUGAAGAAAUUGAUGAGAGCUUGGAAGAAGAGCCCAAGUGUCUCAAAAAGAUAGUGGAAAGUGGUGUUCAAACUGAUGAUGAGGACAGUGCAGACUUGGGCUACACAGACAGGAGAAGGAGAGUUAAAAAGAGUGUUGAUACAAGUGUUCAGACAGAUGAUGAGGACCAAGAUGAAUGGGAUCCUACCAAUAGAUCAAGAAGGAAGACACAUGUGGGGAAAUAUGAAGGUACCGCUGAGGUGGACAAGGCUAAGCCAUUUUCGAAAGUCUCCAGCAUUGCUGUGCAGACAGUAGCAGAGAUUUCUGUACAAACUGAGCCUGUAGGAACAAUAAGGACCCCAUCUGUGAGAUCCCAGUUAGAUGCAAAGGUAGAAAUAAUAAAACACAUUUCUGCUCCAGAAAAGACAUACAAAGGGGGAAGUUUGGGAUGCCAGACAGAAACAGAUUCAGAUACACAGAGCCCCCCAUACCACACAGACACCUCCUCUCUAAAAGAUAAAAAGCGCCCGACACCACUAGAAAUAGGUUAUUCAUCCCACCUCCGACCAGAGCCAACACUUCAGGUAGCUCCCUCCCCUCCCAAAUCCCCCAAAGUACUCUAUUCUCCCAUUUCACCUGUAUCUCCAGCCACAGUUAUGGAGUCAGCUUUUGUACCCUAUGAAAAACCUAUUGCUGACGAUAUUAGUCCUCAGAAGAUUCUUCAUGCCGAUGUUACCAAACUUCCUCAACUGAGCCCUAAGUCUGCCAAGGUGAUGCAGCGCUCUUUGUCUGAUCCUAAACCACUGAGUCCAACAGCUGAAGACCCUUCCAGAGCCCAUUUCCAGUACACUGAUGGUUUCUUGACUAAAGGAUCUUCAACUGCAAUGUCAUCAGGAAUGCAAAAGAAGGUCAAGAGGACUUUGCCCAACCCACCUCCAGAAGAUGCUUCAGUAGGAACACAAUCGACCUUCUCAACUGUGGGGUCAAUAUCACGCCGAAGGAUUUGCCGGAGUAACACCAUGGCCAGGGCUAAAAUUCUACAGGAUAUAGACAGAGAACUGGAUUUGGUAGAACGAGAGUCUGCUAAGCUCCGGAAAAAGCAAGCAGAACUAGAUGAAGAAGAGAAAGAAAUAGAUGCAAAACUUCGAUAUUUAGAAAUGGGCAUCAAUCGACGAAAAGAAGCACUACUAAAAGAAAGAGAAAAGCGGGAGCGUGCCUACCUUCAGGGAGUAGCAGAGGAGCGUGAUUAUAUGUCAGACAGUGAAGUUAGUAGUACAAGGCCUACCAGGAUAGAGGCUCAGCAUGGCUUGGAAAGACCACGAACUGCACCACAAACAGAAUUUGACCAGUUUAUACCACCACAAACUGAACCAGAAAGUCAGUUUGCAACUCCUACAAGUCCUUAUACUCAAUAUCAGUACUCUUCACCUGCCCUUCCUACCCAAGCCCCAACUCCGUACACCCAGCCAUCACAUUAUCAGCAGCAACAGCCUUUAUAUCAACAGCAGGUUUCUCCUUACCAAACACAGUCAGCAUUCCAAACUGUUGCAACCCUGUCUUUCACACCCCAGGUUCAGCCACCACCAACCCCACAACCUUCAUAUCCACUAUCUUCACAAUUGAUGGUGAUCCCACAAAAAACAAGGCAAAGUUCAUUGUAUCUGGAGCCCAAGAUAACCACAAAUUAUGAUGUGAUUCGUAAUCAGCCUCUCAUGAUAGCACCUGCAUCAUCUGAUAACACAUAUGCAGUAUCCCAUUUGGGUAGCAAAUACAGCACCUUAGACCUACGGCUCGGACUGGAUGAGAGAAGCAGCAUGGCCAGUAGUCCCAUCUCUAGUAUAUCUGGUGACUCAUUCUAUGCUGAUAUUGACCACCACACAGCCCGCAAUUUUGUGCUAAUAGAUGACAUUGGGGAUCUUGGUAAAGGAACAUCAGCUCUGAGCUCUGCUUAUAGCCUGCAUGAGAAGGAUCUGAGCAAGACUGAUAGGCUUCUUCGAACCAGUGAAGCUCGGAGAGUGCAAGACGUCUCGGAUUUCCUUGCACCACUUCAAACGUCUUCCCGCUUGCACAGCUACAUGAAAGCAGACGAAGACCCAAUGGAAGACCCUUAUGAACUUAAGCUCCUAAAGCAUCAGAUCAAGCAGGAAUUCCGUAGGGGUGCUGAAAGUCUGGACCAUCUGGCAGGUCUGUCACAAUAUUAUCAUGGAGAUACUAGCUACAGACAUUUCCCCAAAUCUGAGAAAUAUAGUAUAAGCAGGCUUACAUUAGAGAAACAAGCUGCCAAACAGCUCCCAGCAGCCCUUCUUUACCAGAAGCAGUCAAAGCAUAAGAAGGCCUUGCUAGAUCCCAAAUUAUCUAAAUUUUCACCUAUUCAGGAAAGCAGAGACCUUGAACUUGAUUAUUCAACCUACUUGACUUCAAGCACAUCAUCACUUGGGGGCAUCACCUCCAGAGCAAGGCUUCUCCAGGAUGAUAUAACAUUUGGCCUCCGAAAAAACAUCACAGACCAACAGAAGUAUAUGGGGCCCACAUUAUCACAUUCCCUGGGUACAAGCCUUGGGGCUGCAUUGAGUACCUCAAUGAGAUCCACAUUACAAGAUGAGGUUGACAAACCUUACAGCAGUGGUAGCAGAUCUAGGCCAUCCUCUCGGCCAUCGUCAGUCUAUGGGCUUGACUUGUCACUAAAGAGGGAUUCUUCAAGCUCAUCUUUAAGACUGAAAACCCAAGAACCUGAACCACUAGAUGUUUCCUUCAGUCAUGCAGCCCCCUCUGGGAGAACAAAACCUACCAGUUUACCUAUCAGUCAGAGUAGGGGAAGAAUUCCAAUAGUGGCACAGAACUCAGAAGAAGAAAGUCCGUUAAGUCCUGUGGGCCAACCAAUGGGGAUGGCAAGAGCAGCAGCUGGGCCAUUGCCACCUAUAUCAGCAGAUACUAGAGACCAGUUUGGAUCAAGCCAUUCAUUGCCUGAAGUCCAACAGCAUAUGAGGGAAGAAUCACGAGCUCGUGGCUAUGACCGGGAUAUAGCCUUCAUCAUGGAUGACUUCCAGCAUGCCAUGUCAGAUAGUGAAGCCUACCACCUGCGCCGAGAAGAAACAGAUUGGUUCGACAAGCCCCGGGAGUCUCGUUUGGAGAAUGGACAUGGUUUUGACAGAAGACUGCCAGACAAGCUAGCCCAUUCAAGGCCACCGAGUCAGCAUCAAGACCAAAUUAAUGGGAAGCCUAUCCAAUACAUCUUCCCCCAUGCAAGGCUGAAACUGCCAAGGGAUCCAAAGGAUCACUCCAUUUCAGGCAAUGGACUUGGAAUUCGAAUUGUAGGAGGGAAAGAGAUUCCAGGAACCAAUGGAGAAAUCGGUGCUUACAUUGCAAAAAUCCUGCCAGGUGGAAGUGCUGAGCAAACAGGGAAACUUAUGGAAGGGAUGCAGGUGUUGGAGUGGAAUGGCAUUCCCUUGACUGCCAAAACAUAUGAAGAAGUUCAGAGUAUCAUCAGUCAACAGAGUGGGGAAGCAGAAAUAUGUGUAAGACUGGAUCUCAGCAUGUUGUCAAAUGGCGAGAAUCCACAACGUUUGGAAUUACUUGAGCCAGGAAAGCCUGCAGAGAAAACAAAGUCUCCUGGGGUUGAUCCCAAGCAGUUGGCUGCAGAGCUGCAAAAGGUUUCUCUGCAACAGGCCCCCCUGAUUGCCUCUUCAGCAAUGGAGAAGGGCUCACAUGCUCAUUCUGGCACCACGUCAGCCACUUCUAGUUCUGUUCCUAGCCCUGGGCAGCCUGGCUCUCCCUCGGUCAGCAAAAAACGGCAUAGUGGCAAGCCUGCAGAAACUACCAAGCCCGGUUCCCAUCCAAUAACUGGAGAAAUUCAGCUCCAAAUCAACUAUGACAAACACCUUGGUAAUUUGAUAAUUCACAUUCUUCAAGCAAGAAACCUUGCCCCCCGUGAUAACAAUGGCUAUUCUGAUCCAUUUGUCAAAGUUUAUCUUCUACCAGGACGAGGCCAAGUCAUGGUUGUCCAGAAUGCAAGUAUUGAAAACAAGAGGAGGACAAAAUAUGUGCAAAAAAGCUUGAAUCCUGAAUGGAACCAGACAGUCAUUUAUAAAAACAUCUCCAUAGAGCAGCUAAAGAAGAAAACCCUAGAAGUCACUGUCUGGGACUAUGAUAGAUUCUCCUCCAAUGACUUCCUCGGUGAGAUCUUAAUUGAGCUGUCUAGUACUUCCCAGCUAGACAAUACUCCUCGGUGGUAUACUUUAAAGGAACAGAGUGAAAGUAUUGACCAUGGGAAAUCCCAUUCUGGUCAGAACAGCCAGCAGUCCCCAAAACCAUCUGUCAUCAAAAGCAGAAGUCAUGGGAUUUUCCCUGACCCAUCAAAGGACAUGCAGGUGCCAACUAUUGAGAAGUCCCAUAGCAGUCCAGGAAGCUCCAAGUCUUCCUCUGAAGGACACCUGCGCUCUCAUGGACCAUCCCGCAGCCAAAGCAAAACUAGCGUCACUCAAACUCACCUUGAAGAUGCUGGGGCAGCCAUCGCUGCUGCUGAAGCAGCUGUCCAGCAGCUCCGCCUUCAACCAACAGCACAUAAAAGCGGUCAGUCUAAUCAUGCAAGGAAGCAGCACAGACACAGCAUAGCAGGAGUCCUCCCAAUUCAAAGAACUCAGUCUGACAAUCUGCCUCCACCAGCCAGUGACAACAAAGACCAAAGUCAACUAGCCCUCAGAAAAGUGAUGUCUGAUGGACCGGUCAAGCCUGAAGGAGCGAGGCCUACCAACCACCGACCUGGAGACAGUUCCGUCUCCUCUACUGGUUCAUCCGCCAGUACCUUUGGCAGCGGAUACAGCAUGGAUAGUGAAGGAAGCAGCAGUAGCACCACAGGGGACAACAAUAUGUUUCCUAUUCCAAGAAUAGGAAAGAUGAAUCAGAAUGGACAAGAUGCAAUGAAGCAGUCAGGAGUCGGAUUAACAGAAGGUGAAGGUAAAACCCAGGUGAUGGGUGAAAUCAAGAUUGCCCUAAAAAAGGAAAUGAAGACUGAUGGAGAACAGCUAAUUGUGGAGAUCCUUCAGUGUAGGAAUAUCACCUACAAGUUUAAAUCACCAGAUCACUUACCAGAUUUGUAUGUAAAGCUAUAUGUUGUCAACCUUGCAACUCAAAAGAGAGUGAUCAAGAAGAAAACAAGAGUGUGCAGGCAUGACCGGGAACCUUCAUUCAAUGAAACAUUUAGAUUCAGUUUGAGUCCCACUGGACAUUCUCUCCAGAUUCUUCUUGUUUCUAAUGGAGGAAAGUUUAUGAAGAAGACCUUGAUUGGUGAGGCAUAUAUCUGGCUUGACAAAGUGGACCUCAGGAAAAGAAUAGUAAACUGGCACAAACUUUUAGUCAGCUCAACACAAACACACUGAGCAAAAAGUGUCACCUUUCGGCAUUGAGCCAUCAAAGAGUCUGCUUGUGUGAUUCCAAGACUCUACUUUGAUGUUGUGUUUUGCUAGGCUUUCGGAGUAUGAAGUACCGGGGAGGGGGGCAAGUUCUGGGCGAUUUAGCACACUUUCAUGAGGGCUAGUCGAUCUAUUUUGCUGUAAUAAAAAAAGCAGCAAAGGAAAAAAAACAACCACCCUAGGCCCAGAGUCUACUGAAAAUGAGGACUGACCCGAGGACUCUGUGAUGUUAGAAUCUUUGGGGCUAUCAAGCAAAUGAAUAGCAUCCAUGCACUUAAAGUGUUUAUGGAGAGAAUUUGAUGGUGGCUAGGAGCAAUGUUUAUGAGAAAGCAAUCUGAUUUUUGGUGCAAUCAGAAAGAUCAUUUUAUGCAAAAGCACCUAAGGUGAUAGCCUUUCCAGUUCUCACUCAAGUGUGUUCUUCUUUACUUCAGAAUACUUAACUAUUUGCGGUAAUGAGAGUGCCCCAGGAGGCAAAUGGCAAGAUAUUUCAUUUUAUAUCCUAAAUGGUGGCAAUGUUUGUCCUUCAUGUUAUUUUUUCUUUCUUUCAUAAUUGUAUGCUAUGGAGGACACAUGUAGAUUGAAAACUUCAGUGGUUCUCCAUAUUAAUUGAGACUCAAGAUGCAGAGUAAUUUUCAUUUUGGAAUGAGUAAAAGCAUUCAGGGGAGGAAUUAACAGCAGCAUAUCAUGAACUGGAGAAAUAGUAAUGAUUAUGUGGAAGAAAUUGCAAUUCAGCCUGCUCUUUUUGAGCCAGUCAUUUACAAAGAUGGAGUAGAUUCAAAGGGCUUUUAAGUAUUGAGAUGGAUACUGUUGCCUCACUAUCUAUCUGUCUUGCCUUUACGAACUUCAAGGUAUUGAUAUUUCAAAAUGUCUAGCAUGAAGUGCUCCAUACGUUAGACCCACUGUGCUAAUCGCUCCCAGAUUAUUUGGGAGUUCUAGAUCAAUAAAAGCACUUUGUCAUCUUGAAGAAAUGACACACUGUAUCUCACAGUUUGUGUGCUUGUGUACUACAGAUGUCUCAUAUGCAUAAAAUGGCAUAUAUAUGUGUUCACUAGUGGUGUUCCACUAAGGAAAAUUAGAGUUAUUGGAGGAAAGAUUGCUGCAACAAUGAACUUUAAAAGCCUAGUAUGCUUAUAAAAUGGAAGGAAACAAUUUUUAGAAAUCAUUGUCAUGAGCAAGUAACAUUAAACAUGAAACUAGAUUUAUGGCUUCCUUGGGGACUAAGACAAAAUAUACAUCAUGAAUUCCCCUUACUAUGAUGAUUGGCAUUGUAUUUCUAUAAUGGAAAACUGGAAAAGUACACCAAACCAUUCCUUGCAGCAGAACGACAAUCAGCAAGUUUCUACAGUAAGUGACCACAAGAAGAUCCUGAAGUUUGUUUUCAAAUGAGUGGUGCUUAUCUUUUUCAAAGGUGGGUCAAAAAGCUUCUGAAAUGUAGUCAACAAAACAACCAAACUCUGCAUGAAGCUGGAUCCUCUCUGAACAACUUCCUGUAAUUGUUUUGAAAAGCAAGCCCCUUGUCAAGCAGUCUAGAAUAUGUGUUCCAGAAAGAAAGGAACAAAAUGUUAAAAUUAAGUUUUCACAAAACAACGCAACUCCAGGCAAAAUAAGUCCAAGAUCAGCACUUCACCUUCUAACACUGUGUGUUUCCUUUAAACGGGAUAAAUGACUGGGAGGAGGCAGAUCGUAAGCACAGGAUUAACAAUUCGGCUCAGAUUUCACCCUUCUGUCUCUUAGUAAGGGCAUCCAUUUCAGUCCAGUCCUUGGAAGCAAUUGCAUUGCCUUCUCUUACAAAUCCUGUGUCAUGUGGAAAUUGUCCAUUGCUCCCUAUUAUACUCAAAGGGAAACAAAAGUGAAGGCAUCUCUCACAGUGACUGGAUCUCUAUUUUCUAAAAGAUCUAUAUUCAAGUAUCAUUAUUUAGUGUGGUUUUUUUUUAAAAAAAUGUGGCGAGACAUACAAUUUUCUGUAAACGUCUGACACUUUUAUUCUGGCGAUGAAUUAUAAGGAAGGCCGUGAAUGUUGCAGUGGUUGGCAUGGAGACUUAAAGCAGCCACAAGUAGCUUUCUACGAGUAAGCCAGCUACUCUUAAUUGGUAAAAAUAGACUGCUGUUGCAAUGUUCAUUACACAGUGUGCAGGAGGAAAAGGCUGCUUCUCAUUAAUAGCAGAUCAAAAUCUGCAGUUCUUUGUGUAUUUUCCUUUUCUUAUUAUUGUAAUGGUAGUUUCAACUCCCACUUGUUCGUACGUCUUUCAGCCACCAGGCAUCGAUUACGGGACUGAGUAACCACAUUCAGAGUCAUUGGAACCUCCUCUCUGCAAUGCAUUUAUGCUCAACUGAAUGUAUGUUUGUAGGAAUGUGAGCUUGCUGGCAAUAGCAGCUUCUACGAGACUCGGCAUGUUUCUCCCAGGAAGGAUAAAAACUCCUUUCUUUUUAUAUCUAUUAUGUAUCAGAAAGACCUGGUGAAAGGCUAGUCCAUCUGCUAAACCAUGUUUACAUCUGUGCUAAGACUAGAAGAUGCCUCCAAAGCGUGCCAAGUUUCCUUUUGACAAAAUGUCUGGGCUGUACUGGAAUCAUUCUAUGCAAUGAUGAAUCACAUUUAAAUGCAGUUUUCUUUUUAUUAAUGAAGGAAACAAAAGAACCCCUUCUUGUGGCAAUUAUUUUUUUAAAGAAAAUAAAAUCACACGGGGGGACUUAGGGUAUUUCAGAAAAUGUAUAGAUAUUUCUGCCUAUUUGUUUUCUUUCUUAUGUUAAACAGAAGUGCUCAAAUGUGGCAAGACCUCUUAACUAGGAAUGAAUGACCCAGCUGCGGAUUCCUUUGAAAUGAUAGAUUGUUGAUGGCACAAUGCGCUUUAUUUAGAAUGAAUGAAUAUAUAUGUGUGUGUAUAUAUAUAUAUAUAAAUGUAUAUGGCAAGUCUGCUGAGCUGAAGGUAAAAGCUAUGUUGUACAAAAAAAAAGUCUUGUACAGUGGAAACAAGCUUGAAAUGAGAGCUAAAAGCACAGAAUGUGUGUGUAUUGACAAAUGACUGGUCAUUUCCUUAAAGGGUUGUUUCUCUUUUUUUCCAUUCUGCUGAAUAACAGCCAGCUCUCACUUUCUUUUCCAAAAAAAGGUGUGUGAGCUCCCGUGAUAAAUGUGGAGCAAAUAGGAUGUUAUGGUAAGCCUUUAAAGGGAUAGUAUCCAGGAGCAAUAUAAACAUUUUCUAUUCUUUAUUAUAUCCAACCGCUACAAGUAUGUUGCUAUUGUUUUAUGCAUUUUAGAAGAUGUAGACCCCUCACUGCAAGCACACAGAAAGCAAUUUUUUUCACUUUAUGUCCGGAACUUUUAUUGCCAGCCAAGUUCCUUGCCUAGAUGCCCACAAGUUGGGUUAGGUUGAUUUUUAGGGCAGUGGGGCAGGGAGGGUGAGUUGCGUAGCUGGUAACCAGCUGACCUUACUUCUUUCUAAGCGGACAAAGGAGUAACAUGUAGACAUCUCUUAUAUGUUCAAUAUAGAAUUAUUUAAUUCGCAUUUAGUUUGCUGAAGAUUUCAUGCAGAUGUUAAUAGUCUAUUUUGAUCUUUUCUUUGAAUCAUAGCAAAUGCUAUAUUAAGGGCUUUAUUUCCAUUGCUACAGCAUCUAAUGGUCCACAGCUCAAUGAACACCAGCAUAUGCACAUGCCAAUCUGUAUAUGUGAGGGGGUGAAAUGAUCUGAAUAAUCAUGUUGGUUUUUAAGUGGCGAAAAAAACUGGGAGGAAAUACAUAGUACAAAUCCACUACUAUCACAUUCAGGGACAGUUCGUGUGUUCCUGACCAGUUUGCCAAAGUUGCUGCUUCGAUUAAAUGAAAUCUGGAUACUCUCUCUUUAAACUAUAAGUUGCAUUUUAGUGUUUUCUGCAUAUGCUCUGGUCGUUUUGGCAAAAGAAACACACUAAUGAGUUUUAAAAUUAUAUUAUAAACUCGGACCAAGUGAUCUAAAGAACAUUGUUUUUUUUUCAGUUGUUACCUCCUUGUAAAUAUGCCUUUUUUAUUGAGAAACAAAAAAAAAUGAGUUUGGAGUUGGAGAUCCCAUCUGGCGUUCUAAGCAUGUCAGUGUCAAUACAAGCAGAUUGUAUCUUGUAUAGAUGUUUGGUGGCGUUCCCAGGUGCUCAGCAGUCACCGACUAGCAUGUGUGCCAUCAUCGUAUCAGACAACAUGUGUGCAGCAUCCCUGAGAUGCAAAGGUAGGAAAAGAACACCUCCCUUGAGGAUAAAGUUUAAAAUGCAACAACCACCAUUAGUAGUCUUUUGAGAGAUGUAAUAUUUCCACACUGAAUGUUGCAUGCAUCAAUGGUGGUUUGUAAAUCUUUCUCCUUUUCUUUUCUUUUUUCACUUGAAUGAAUAAAUUGAUUACUCUUUGAUUUUUGCCUUCCAGUCCUCCAAGAAUAAAACUAUAAAACUAGUUCUAAAAGUUGUAUAAAAUGAAACAAAAAGAAAAAUAGUAUGACAAAUUGUAUAAAGAAGACAAAAAUGCUUGUAAAUCAAGUCUUGAUUUUCACUGUAUGUAAAAAAAAUCCAUGUCAUGGUUUUGUGAUUGUAUACAGGACGUAUCUUGAGAAUUUAUGCAAAUUGUGUUGUAUAAAGACUGUUCAACCCAGUCUGACUAAUAAAUAUUUAAAAUACCUA